Molecule: messenger RNA, 4705 nt
Organism: Diachasma alloeum
Lineage: Eukaryota; Metazoa; Arthropoda; Insecta; Hymenoptera; Braconidae
Product: serine/threonine-protein kinase OSR1
Exons: 11
Coding region: 237-2204 (655 amino acids)
Biological process (GO): protein phosphorylation
Molecular function (GO): ATP binding; protein serine/threonine kinase activity
Source: RefSeq, a predicted model, not a curated record
UGGGAUGAUCCUACAUCUCAUCUCCGCUACAACUGUGUCAUGACAGUGAACAGUGGAUGAUUUUGUCAAUCAUUGGUUUGUGAUUGCGGCUGAACCAACGGUUUUUGACUCUUGAAUUACCGCUAAGUGAGAUUAUAGAGUUGAUUUUAGGCUGAGAGUUGUGCCCCUGUCAUCAGUCAGAACUCUAAUUUUACCAAAUUUUUGAGUGAUCGUCAAAGUGUCAAUGAUGCGGGAAAAUGCUUGAACUGACAGCCGAUCUCUGCCGAAACGGCACCCUCAGUGCAUCCACGAAUAGCAGAACCGCAGAUAUAAUGAGGCAACGCAAGAAUGGCGGCAUCAAAUCGGAGGACAGUAUCUCCGUUCCUGAGGAGCAACUCAAGUUUGGUGACGCAAGGUUCCUCACAUCAUUCGUACUUGGCCGGAGUAGGAUAAUCUCCCCGGACGUUUUGCCAUCCUGUUCCCCGGGUAUCUUCCGUCAGAAGUCAUUUCUCGGUGUGACACCAGGCAGUGACAAUACCCCCAGCAACACCCGCAAAGCCAAACAACACAUCAAUGAGAGUAUAAAUAAAAAAUCAUACGGCAGUAAAAAUUGGUCGCCGCGCAGAGUGGGUGGAGUUGACGGUAACGGUGGUGGUAUUCUCAAUUGGGGUACCAGAAACACCGGCAAGCACACACGCUUUGGCACGUCACUGGCCAACAAAAUGGCGUCAGCUAGCACAACAGCGGUACCACAGGGCUGGCCCAAUACCAAAGACGACUACGAACUCAAGGAGGUUAUCGGAGUCGGCGCGACAGCCGUUGUUCAUGCUGCCUUUUGUAUUCCACGUCAGGAGAAAUGUGCUAUCAAGCGUAUAAACUUGGAAAAAUGGAAUACGAGCAUGGACGAACUUCUGAAAGAGAUCCAGGCGAUGUCGUCCUGCAACCACGAGAAUGUUGUCACGUACUAUACGUCGUUUGUGGUGAAGGAGGAACUGUGGCUCGUACUGAGACUGCUCGAGGGUGGAUCACUUCUUGAUAUUAUUAAGCACAAAACGAGGACGUCUAACUGUAAACAUGGAGUUUUCGAUGAAGCCACUAUUGCCACGGUACUUCGGGAGGUACUCAAGGGGCUUGAGUAUUUUCAUAGUAAUGGACAAAUACACAGGGAUAUUAAAGCCGGAAAUAUUCUCCUCGGUGAAGACGGAACAGUUCAAAUAGCUGACUUCGGUGUGAGCGCUUGGUUAGCAACAGGCCGUGACCUAAGCAGGCAAAAAGUCCGUCACACAUUCGUUGGCACGCCCUGCUGGAUGGCGCCUGAGGUCAUGGAGCAGGUGAGGGAGGAUCAUGGUUACGAUUUCAAAGCCGACAUAUGGUCCCUCGGUAUCACUGCCAUUGAAAUGGCAAGUGGCACUGCCCCUUAUCACAAGUAUCCACCGAUGAAGGUACUCAUGCUGACGCUGCAGAAUGAUCCACCGACCCUGGAUACAGCUGCUGAUGAUAAGGAUCAGUACAAAGCUUAUGGAAAGACAUUCAGGAAAAUGAUUGUUGAUUGCUUGCAGAAGGAUCCAACGAAAAGACCAACAGCAACAGAAUUGUUGAAACAUCCGUUCUUCAAAAAAGCGAAGGACAAGAAAUAUCUGCAGCAAACACUCGUCGCAAUUGGUCCAAGUCUAGAGACUAGAGUACAGAAGGCAUCGAAGCGCCAACCUGGGACAUCCGGUCGUCUCCACAGAACGGUCACAGGAGAGUGGGUGUGGUCCUCGGAGGAGGAAGACAGUGGUGCAUCGAGCGGUGACGAAGGCAAGGAAGCUCUGCCCGUCAACACCAUAGACAACGUCUCCAGUGAAGAGGAGCAGGUCGAUCAGGAGGAUGCCGAUGGUCUGGUAAAGUCAGCUGCCAGUCGACUCGUCAUACAGUCGUCUGAACAGAAUGAGCCCAUUAAUUUGGUGCUGAGACUGCGGAACCAGAAGAGGGAACUAAACGACAUUAGAUUCGAGUUUGCAGUUGGAAUAGACUCGGCAGAAGGCAUAUCAGCCGAACUAGUUGGUGCUGGUCUAGUCGAUGGCAAGGACGUCGUUGUCAUAGCUGCCAAUUUGCAAAAACUCAUCGACAGCGCUGGUCAAUUACGCACUGUCACAUUUCCACUGAACUCUGGUUAUGCUGUCAAUGAAGUACCCGACGACAAGGCACUGAUUGGUUUCGCUCAGAUCUCCGUAACAGACUAGGCCCUCGCCUAUCCCUCGUUAUAUUCUUUUUAAGAAUAUUCUAAAAUCUCAGAAUAGCGUUUUCACACGGUACGAAUAGAGGAGGUAUGAACUGUUGGCUUUUUUUUUUAAUGACCAUCUGAAUUUCGGAAGUAUUAUGGGUGAAUUAUGCCUUCUGGUUGAAUCAAAGUUGCAAUUGAGAUGAGAGAAAAAUAACGAUAAUAAUCUUCUCGUACCAAAUUAAUUGUUCAGUAUUUUCCUAUCUUUGGAAUUAUACCGCGAAUAUCAUACAAUUUCAACUACAGGACAUCAAGUAUCCAAGACUCGUUAUUACUGUCUGACAGUAAUAAACAUUAAUGAUGAAAUAAAGAAAACUGCUCAGAAAUUUACCUUACAUUAUCAGAAGAAUGAAAACAAUACUCUGACGCUUGUGUGGAGGGCGUUUUCCUACUAGAUAUCAAAUAUAUAUUCAAGUGAACGUGAAAAUUAUAUUGCUUACUACACGUACAUUAUCAGAAAACACUUGCGUCAGAGUUUAGACUUACUUUUCACGAAUUUGUGAAUGAUGAAAUCUAUCAGUGAAAUUGUAGCUGACAUUUCACUAUAAUUUAUGUAAAUAUUAGUUUAUUUAGUUGAUUCAAUUUAUUCAUCUCCUCUGAAUGUUUUGAAAGAAUAUCCAAGGGAACAGCCAAAAAUCAUGAGAAUAAUCAGAGCUGGGGAGCGAUUUAAAAGCAUGGGAAGUAAUACCUACGUUACUUAUCGAAUAUAAGUGGCUUUAGCGUUGUUUUAUGAAGAGUGAAAUUAUCGUUCAGGCUGUAUUUUAGAGAGUUCCCUCAAUUUCUCAAAAUUAAUUCCUGCAAAUUAUUCAGAAAACUGUUUCUUAUACAUUUUUGUAAAAAAUAUCAGUGAAAAAUACGAAAUCAAUUUUUUUAUGGUGAAAAAUUAGAAACCUUGUGAAAAGGCACGUAGAAUUUGUUUUUAAAUCUUAGUUAGUAGUAUGGAAUUGUCGAAAUCAGUUCUAGAACCAAAAAAAGGAAAUUUUGAAAAAUGAAAGGGAACUCAACUCUGAAAUUUGCAAAUGUCUGGUACAAAAGUCGAUUUCUUGAAGUAUAAAGUUUCAUGCUUCGAUGCCUUAGGAUUUAGAAGAGACAAGAGUACUAAAUAAUGAUAAUAUAAUGAUACAAUAAUAAAAUUCUUUUGUACUUAAUCGAAGUGAAAAAAAAAAGAAAAAAAAUGUUAUGGAAUAGCGUGUUCAUAGCUUGACAGUUUUUAGGUAUAAACCCGUCGUAAAUUUUUAUCUUUCCACUCGCCUAUUUGUGAAGAAACAACGUUGUUAGGUGUUGAAUAAACAUUUCUGGCCUUACUCUGACCAUUUAAACAAAUCAUAAGCAUGUUUGUUGGCUCUCAACUAUUAUUUCUCUUCAAUUCCCUUCAAUUCUCUUCAUUUUCUCGAGAAGAAUAACUUAAUUUGACUUUGGAGUGAGUUAUUUACAUGAAUAUCUUGGAUUUUGGGGGAAUUGCAGACUUUUCAGAGUACAACUUACAAAUUAUUUUCAAAAUAACUCAGACUUCGUAUUUUCCUCUUUCCAAAAGUUGAAUUAUCAUUCUAAGAUUUUCAGAUAUUCUCCAGAGCGGUCUUCAAGUGAUAUUGACUCAUCUCAUUUCAUAACUUCACGACUGAAUUCACUAACAAAUUAGUUGUUACUCACUGUUUUUCCCUUUCUGUCAACAAAGCGAACAAUAAUUACAGUUUUAUAAAUUACGAACCAGGGUAUGUGUCGAAAAUCAUUGAACCAAGCUAGAUUCUCCCAUUUCGUUCUUUAUUUUGUAUCUAUUAAGUCGUUAUCUCUCAUUUUGCCCAGCAUUAUGAGUUUAGAUGUGUUUUCGAGAUUUAUUGUAGAUCAGAUUUUCAAUUGUAAAUAUUCAAGGUAUGUUUUGUUAUAUUUUAUCUGAAGAAUUGUAAAGACUUCACAUGAACAUCAUCAUUAUAACUUUUCCAACAGUCGAAUAUGUGAAACGGUCAAUUUUGGAUGAUAAUGCAGUGAUAAUAAAUGGAAGCCUAUUUAUUACUGAAAAAGAAAUAAUGGCACUAUUCACACAGAAUUUAAUCUCUUCAAUUACUCCAGAAGGUACAAAAAUUUUAAUUUCUAUAUUGUCCAGACAGUCAAGUCGGGAUAAUGUAAUGUGCCUUAUGCAGAGUCCAUUGCCACUGGUUUUAUUUAUCAUGCAAAAAGGAAAAAAAAAGCCUCAUCGAAGGGAAAAAAAAUCACCUGGAGAAGUGAAUGGAAAUAGACAUCACUCAUCAAUACAUUAUUUUAAGAGUGCCAGAACAAGAAAAAAAAAUUAUGUUAUAUGUAGCAUUUAAACAUGUACUGAAAACAAAAAGGAAGAAUAAUAAUUUAUUUGUAAUAAUAGCAAAAAGACAUUGAAGCAAGAUACACUGUGCUUUAUUCCAAUGAUAAUACGAUAUGUUUCUUUCAUUCUUUUUCUCUUCAUAUUAAAUAUAUGAUUUUAGUACUUAA